AUUUCAAAGUUGGCUUUGCUUAUGGCCUCACAAAGUGCUUCCUUUUGCCAAACCGAUUUGCCAGCCCAGUAUUAUUAAAGUUUUCCAAUUGAUUGUCGAAAAUGACUGUUUCCUAUACCGCUGAGGUUGCAACUUGUCGUCGCUUCGGUUGCUUUUGGAAACUUUUGAUCAGAUGGCGUGCAAGUAUCUACAAGAUUAUUUGGGUGGAUCUCCUAACGUUUUUGACUUGUUUCUACUUCAUGGCCAUCGUUUACCGCUUUGGUUUAAGAGAAUGCGAUAAAGUAAUUUUUGAGGACAUUGUGAUGUAUUGCCACAGUUAUGGCAAUAUGAUUCCUCUCUCUUUCGUCCUGGGAUUCUAUGUUUCCAUUAUAGUGGAGCGCUGGUGGAGUCAGUAUACUACUGUCCCCUGGCCUGAUCCUUUGGCGGUGUACGUUAGUGCCUUGGUCCGGGGCCAGGACGAGCAUGGUCGUCUGAUGAGACGCACAAUCAUGCGGUACAUGUGUCUGGCCUUGACCAUGGUUCUAUCAAUGAUCUCGCCGGUAAUCAAAAGACGCUUUCCGACCUACGAAGAGCUAAUCGAAGUGGGUCUACUGAAUACCAACGAGGCCAAUAUAAUCAGAGGUAUGGACGUCAAGUUUCCCAAGCAUCCAAAGUACUGGAUGCCCAUUAUUUGGGCCAGCAGUAUUGUGACGAGAGCUCGAAAGGAGGGACGCAUUUGGGACGAUUUCUCACUGAAGUCCAUGAUUGAUGAGCUUAAUAAAUUUCGAUCUGGAUGCAAUAUGCUUACUCAUUACGACAUGAUCUCUGUUCCUUUAGUUUACACACAGGUUGUGACUCUGGCUGUGUACACCUACUUUUUCGCCGCCAUUUUUGGCCAUCAGUGGAUCGACAGAGAGUCGAAAACCGAGAACUAUCAGAAUAUAGUGAACUACUACUUUCCGCUCUUUUCCACCUUGGAGUUUUUCUUCUUUAUGGGCUGGCUGAAAGUGGCCGAAACUUUGAUUUGUCCCUUUGGCGACGACGACGAUGACUUCGAGCUCAACUGGGUGAUCGACCGAAAUCUCCAAGUCAGUUACCUAAUCGUGGAUGAGAUGCACAACGAUCACCCGCAACUGGUGAGGGAUCAGUACUGGGACGAGGUGUUCCCGAACGAACUGCCCUAUCUGGUGGAAGCCGAGAGGGCGGAGCAUCCGGAAGCGUCCACCGCUAGGUUGCCCCUGGCCAAACAUCAAGUCACUGUUGCGGCGACGGCCCCCAAAAGUGACGAAACCGACUGGACCGAGUUUGAUGGUGAGCAAGAGGUCGACAACGAACUAAAGAUCCGAUUCGCCCCGCGCCAGUUCAAAUUCAGCCACAGCUCCAUUUCGAUUACGGACAGUCUGGGUGGCGACACCAUUGACAUGGGAGACGAGGAGGGCGACGAGAUGAAGAGCCAGUUCUCCAGCCAGGAUGAUUUCGAGCUCCUCAAGGUGGAGCGAGAGAAACAACGCAUGGACCGGCAGAUGCAGCACGCCGCCCUCACCUUGGAACUGAUGAGAAGCGAAAUGGGCUCAGAUGGAUCAGAUAAUAGCUCGGACUCCAGGAGCCGAGGAAAGGAGGUGCAGACCGACAAAAGCUACACCAGCCAAAUGAAAAAGGAAAAACAGGACGAGGAUAAAGAUAAGGAGGAAAAGAAAGAGUGAAAUUUACUAUUUUAUAAUAUAAUAAAAUAUCGUU
Messenger RNA from Drosophila ananassae, 1716 nucleotides. Its product is annotated as bestrophin-4. NCBI's taxonomy places the organism in Eukaryota, Metazoa, Arthropoda, Insecta, Diptera, Drosophilidae. The coding region runs from base 102 to 1682 and encodes 526 amino acids. Gene Ontology annotation, molecular function: chloride channel activity. The record is from RefSeq and is a predicted model, not a curated record. The transcript has 4 exons.